AUGAGAGAUAGUCGACGACCAUCGCAAUGUGGCGAGCUCAAAACAGCAGUGGCCUUCCAUGAUUUCGCGAUGCUCCACAACAGCGUUCACAAGUCACCACCACCACAAAGGCGGCGUCGUAGAGCUCGAACCGUCGCACCCGCCAUUCGCUGUGGGUCGAAUCAAGAUCGGGCUAUGGUCGUGGAACUGGGUUCGAGGAGCGUCGUGACCGGAAUCGUUGCUGUCUCAGGCCACAAAAUUCCGACAAACUCCACUCUUGAUCUGUCAUUCAACAAUUUCACCGGAGAGAUUCCGGAAUCACCUGUUUUCUUCAACCACGAAACGAAAUCAUUUUCCGGAAAUCAACUCCGGCGAGCACUUCACCACCUAAUCCUAACCCAACACCCAUUAGAGGAUUGGUUCCUCAACUUGUCACCGGAAUCUAAAACUCUCCACCGCCAAAGUCCCCUGUUUUAUUCACCGGAAGUUGCAGAGGUGCAGCAACCCAGUUCUUGCUUCAUUGUCAACCAACAUCAAGCUCUCUCACCGGCGACAAGCACGAGCUUAGGUCUGAUCGGAAUGAGCUUAGGUCGACAAGCACAAGCACAAGCACGAGUGGUUUUCUUCAUAUGCAAAACACAGGAAUAUGCUUCCGUAGACCAUCAAGGUUUUCAUAAACCACUUCAUGAACCAUUGAAGCAAGUACAAAAUGUUACAAACAAAUGGCAGUACAAGAAGUCAUUCAGAUGUUGUCAAUGGAGAUUUACUUUAGCUGAUACUCCUACAAACAGUGAGAGUGAAACAAGUAGAAGAAAGUGCACAUUAAUCCGAAAACAAUUUAUUCCUGUCACAAUAGAACCCGAGCAUGGAUCACAAUCCAAGGAUGAUCAUUUGGCGACAUUUCUGAAUAGUCUUUCUAAGCAAUUGGAUGCAUUCUACAGGUUUUCUCGUCCCCACACUGUAAUUGGCACAGUUAUGGGAAUAACUUCAGUUUCUCUUCUUCCUCUAGCAUCAGCUACUGAUCUCUCUCCGGUAUUUUUACUGGGAUUAAUGAAGGCACUGAUUCCAGCUAUAUCGAUGAACAUUUACGUUGUGGGACUAAACCAAUUGUUUGAUGUCGAAAUAGACAAGGUUAACAAACCCAAUCUUCCUCUGGCUUCCGGAGAAUUUUCUGUGGGAUUCGGAAUGGCAAUCGUGUCCACAUUUCUAUUGAUGAGUUUCACCAUGGGAAUUGUGUUUCAGUCCCCGCCAUUGUUUUCCGCCCUUCUCAUAAGUUUUCUACUUGGGAGUGCAUAUUCUAUUGAGCUUCCCUUACUCAGAUGGAAAAGAAAUGCAUUCCUUGCUGCAAUAUGCAUCAUCAUUGUGAGGGCAAUCGUCGUUCAGUUUGCCUUCUUUGUACACAUCCAGAAAUAUGUGCUCGGUAGGCCAACAAUGUUUACAAAGUCAUUGUUCUUUGCAGUUGCGUUCAUGUGCUUCUUCUCCACCGUUAUAGCAUUAUUCAAGGACAUACCGGACGUGGAUGGUGAUAGGGAUUUUGGCAUUCAAUCAUUCAGUGUCAGCCUAGGACAAGAAAGAGUAUUUUGGCUUUGCAUUACCAUGUUGUUAAUGGCAUAUGGAGCUGCAAUGGUAAUAGGAGCUUCGUCUUCCUUCCUAGCUAACAAGCUGGUCACAGUAUUAGGCCACUGUGCACUUGCUUCCCUCCUGCUGUUCCGAGCUCGUUCUGUUGAUCUCGCUAGUAAGGCAUCAGUAACAUCAUUUUACAUGUUCAUAUGGAAGCUAUUCUAUGCUGAGUACCUUCUUAUUCCUUUCGUGCGUUGAGGUGGUUUUGCAAAUCUUCCAGAUGCAGAAAGUUUGAUGUUUACUGUCUUAUAAAUACCAUUCUGUGGGUAGAUUGUAGAGAAACUUUUUUCAGUUUUCAACUU
This is a messenger RNA of Cornus florida, 1901 nucleotides long. RefSeq names its product homogentisate phytyltransferase 1, chloroplastic-like. Gene Ontology annotation, cellular component: membrane. The record is from RefSeq and is a predicted model, not a curated record. The transcript has 13 exons. Gene Ontology annotation, molecular function: prenyltransferase activity. Lineage: Eukaryota; Viridiplantae; Streptophyta; Magnoliopsida; Cornales; Cornaceae. The coding region runs from base 1 to 1797 and encodes 598 amino acids.